Messenger RNA from Ectocarpus siliculosus, 570 nucleotides. NCBI's taxonomy places the organism in Eukaryota, Phaeophyceae, Ectocarpales, Ectocarpaceae. The record is from the annotation of a GenBank genome assembly.
AUGCUACCAUGGGUUGUGUCCAACUUGGGGUUUGUGGUCUGGUCGGGUUUGUACCGCUCGGUGGUGGAAACCCUCAGGUGCGACGACGACCACGGUGAGUUUUUCUUCUCCAACGGGGCCGUCGUGCACUUCUACUUCGCCAACCGCGACGAAGACAAGCGCAUUACGGACGCCCUGGCGCCGCACGACAAAGAGGACUUCUCCUACUACACCGCCGUCUUCGCGAACCCGGGGAACAAGCCGAGUGUCGAGGCGGACGCGGUGCUGGACGCUGCGUUUGAGCUUCAGGCCGCCGGGGUGCCCUUCUUCUGGCUCAGCACGUACGAGGGGAAAGGGGACCCUCAGCGCUGGAACUCCCCGCAGAGGGAGACCGACUUUCCGGGGUCCGGCGCAAAGUUCGUCCGCGUGGUCGACAUGGUCCAGGGCCUCCACAGGCUGACGAGGAAGGUGGUGGAGCGAACGGUAGAAGACGACCCGCACUUCUGCAUGCCGGGUCCUCCGGACGAGGUCGGGAUCCUGCUCCUGAAGCUUCUGUGGGCCCUGCACCAUGAGAAGAACGGUUCCUACUGA